Molecule: messenger RNA, 837 nt
Organism: Corticium candelabrum
Lineage: Eukaryota; Metazoa; Porifera; Homoscleromorpha; Homosclerophorida; Plakinidae
Exons: 2
Coding region: 1-837 (278 amino acids)
Source: RefSeq, a predicted model, not a curated record
AUGUCUCAGGAAGUGGAAAGUUGUCCUUUGCUUUCUUGCCACUUUUCGGGAAGGCUUCGGCGGGUCUUAUGCCAUAUACGAGAAGUACAUGCUCCAGACGACGUACCGGAAGUUUUCGUUUCUCGUUGGAGGCUUCAGCGGUGUCAUCAAUGUCAACAUUGGUUUAUGAAGCUGGGCCAACAUGCUACGCAGUGUAGGAAAGUAAGUCAAGACAAUUCUGCUACUCAACGGCCGCCGUCAAUUUCAAAUGUGUCGUUGACAUCCAUUUCUGCGCAAGCGCUACCGUCUUCACCUCGUCAAGAGAAUGCUACAUCUGAGAAGGAAACCAGACCACCUGCUACAAGGAAUGUGUCAGUAGAUGGUGUGAGCGACGCCAAUCUUGAAUCUAGCGGUUUACAAAAGGCUAAGGAAGACCGAGAGCUAUCGUCGUGGCAACUAAUACGGGACAUGUCUGUUGAUGAUAUCUUGAAACAACCUCCACCUAGAACAGUCCAAACGAUCAAACCUGCAACAAAGGCGCUGUUUCAAGAAUGUUGUUUAUUAGUUCUUCGCAGAAUCCGUCAAAACCUGGCAGAUGAGACGGCCUGGAAACUUCUAUUUCUACUUCCAAGGAUGUUGUUGCGACCAUUGUCAAGAGGAGGGCGAGCAGUUAUUAAGGAAGUGAGAUCGCUAUACAGUCAAUUCCUAGAUUUCCAUUGGGAAGGUUUGAUCCAGUUUAAUGAAAACAAUACGUGCGCAUCUAGACGUGAGGCAGCAUCUCAGUCACAAAGAGCUGCACUCAGACUUGUGAGGUGUGGAGAACUCUCCAGGGCAGCCAAGGGCAAAACACCCAUCUAA